Messenger RNA from Ctenopharyngodon idella (grass carp), 2797 nucleotides. Its product is annotated as transmembrane protein 235. The coding region runs from base 320 to 991 and encodes 223 amino acids. Lineage: Eukaryota; Metazoa; Chordata; Actinopteri; Cypriniformes; Xenocyprididae. The transcript has 4 exons. Gene Ontology annotation, cellular component: apical plasma membrane. The record is from RefSeq and is a predicted model, not a curated record.
UCUGAGGUGAGAGAAUGAACCACAGUGAGUGAUCGCAGCUGAAACUGAGGAGAGAGAAUCGUGUGGAUUCAGUGUUCAGAGGAUCUGCUCUCACUCCAGAUACAGCUGUGCAGGAGAGAUGAUGCCGAGGAAAAUCCCAGAGUUUUUUCAUCCAGCAUGUGCUGAGAGCUGAUUCUUCCUUCACCCUGGACACAACUGGAGUAAUAAAGACAGAAUGAUGUGCUUUAAUGUGUUUGAACGAAACUCUCCGGGCUUCAGAGGAACUGAAUGGCAGUAACAGGCGCUCAAAUUCAAUGAAUCAUAAGAGGGAUUUGAUCUGAUGAAAAUGAACUUUGGGACAGUUGUCAUCAGUGCGGGUCUGUGCGGGCUGCUCAGCUUCAUCCUGCUCGCCGUGUCCAUCGCCACUGAUUACUGGUACAUUAUAGAUGUGGAUGAAGGGAAGAACUCCAGCCUGGAAUACAGCAGCUCCCACUCCGGACUCUGGAGGAUUUAUGAAGAAGGAGAGAACGGCAGUUAUCAUGACAUCUCGUUCUACACGGACACCUCCGACCACACGGAGCAGGAGAAGCACCUUUUAAACUUGCACAGGGUCAUAGUGGUCCUGCUGCCGCUCAGCCUGGUGCUGCUGGUGUUUGGGGGCAUCUUCGGUCUGGUGGCGUCUUUGGCUCAGAGCUGCACUCUCCUCACCUGCAUCGCUGCUUACUUCCUCAUCUGCAGUCUGCUGACGGUGUCUGGUGUGAGCAUCUAUAUCAGUUACUCUCAGCAGGCUUUGGAAGAGCUGCAGCUCACGGUAGAUAUGGAGUCACUGGCUCACGUCCACAUGUCCUUCGGCUGGUCUCUAGUCAUGGCAUGUCUGUCCUUCUGCCUGGAGCUGCUCACUGGGAUCCUGCUCAUUCUAGCGGCCCGUCUCAUCCACCGGCAGUGCCACCAUGAACCUGCUGCUGUGUUCUCCAUGAGCCAGAGUUCACCACAGAUGCUGAGACUGCAGUGAUGAUGAUGAUGUUGUCUCUAUUCACAUGCUUUUCAUCCACAGUUUGAUCAGGAAAUGAGUUUGUGCUGUGUCAAAGUUGAAAUGAAGAGUGCCGGGUGGCAAAUGAGACAGCUGCAUCAAUUAUUGAAGGAGAGGCUCACUCGAGGACUGCAAAAUUUGUCUGCAUCACUCGACUGUUUCUGUGCAAUCACGUUUUCCUCAAGACUUCUUGAAACACGUUUUCCUCUGCUCACCAAUGUCAUGUGUCAUGCGCUUAUGGUAUAUAACAUGAUGAAUCAAGCCAUUGAAGCUUUUACAUGUAGUAUCUCAAGACACAUUUUUACAGAAUAGUGUAUUUUUUCCCCUUUUGUCAAACAACAAAAUAGUUGAUAUUUCAUAGUGGUGUAUCUGUCAGAUAAGUAAUGAACAAUUUUGGUAAAAGUAUAUACAGUAUAUAUAAAAGUUCAGGGUCAGAAAGAUGACACGACUUUUUCAAAAACAUUAAAAAAAGUCUUUCCGACCCCAAACCUUUGAAUGGUAGUGUAUGUGAAACCCAUACACCUCACCCAUAUGUGCUUAUUGUAUAUUAAUUCUGUUGCUACUGAUUAUAAUGAGCCAAGUUUUUAAAUUACUUUACUUGUGGUCACACCGAUACUAAUACAUUUUAUAGGAGUUUUAAUACUAUACGGUGACCAGGAGGGGACAUGUUCGGUUCACUUAGUUUUGCUAUGGCUACGACAUAUUAACUCAUGGGAACGUGAUAUCUGAUAUGUCAUGGCCACGAAAUCAUUUUGUCGAGGUAACACAUCCUUAUGUUGUGCGAUGCGAUGUGAAGUCAAGAUGCCGAUGUUGAGGGAACGACAUAUUUUUCUUGUGGCCACGACUUCUAUUUAUAAUGUAUAUUAAAGGCCUACCAUUAUAUUAGGCCUAUAUCAUAUUGCGCUCAAUGUUGCCUAUAGACAGCGUUCAAAUGAAGUUUGUUGUUAUCAGUAAAUGUUUAAAGAAUGUGUAAGAACAUAAAAUAAUAUAGGCCUACAAUAUAUAUUUUUUUGAUCCAUCCCAUCCCACAGCAUUUUAAAUCACUAAUUAUGUCUUUUUUAUUUAUUAUUAUUAUUAAUAUUAUUAUUAUAUAGGCACCUAUAGCCUAGCCUAUUAAUUACUAGCCAAAAUAAAAUUCAAUAUAGAUAUAACCUAAUAUGUUAAAUUUCUGUAAAGUGAACGCCUAUACAGAAACAAGCUCUAUUGACAUAACUGUCGGGCAUUUACAGUUUUUACAAAACAUAGGCUAUAUGGUAGCUACUGAAAGUAGGACUAUUAGAUAUAAUACCGAACGUUAAUUGGGUAAAGAGAUAAUGAGAUCAAGUGGAAAAUAAUUGAAAUAUAUACAAAUAUUAAACAAACAAAAAUAAGAUAGCCUACAUACUGUAUCAGUGAAUGGAUUUAAAAUACUUUGGGAUGAGAAGAUUUUUUUUUUUCUUUUUUGUAGCUUAAAUAUUUUUUUAACAUAAAAAAAAAAAAAACAGUCAAAUGACUGGCUGCAAUGACUGCCAAACAAAAAAACGUAAAAAUUAAAGUAAACUGUCCUAAUUUAAAUAAAGUGAAAAAAAAAAAAUUACAGAAAUUUUCAUUAAAUGUUUUACAGAAAAACACUUAUUUUACAGUUAUUACCUGAAUUAUUGUGAUCUAACACCUUCACUGUAAACUGCAAAUCUCUUGCAGUCAGUCAUUAGUUAGCAAUAGCACACAUGCAUGAGCUAAUGCCUAUAGACAUCACUGCACUGGCAAAUACACAGUUACUUCCUUUAAAUAAAGCAACAUGCAGCAUAA